Capsicum annuum is the source of this 2270-nucleotide messenger RNA. RefSeq names its product cation/calcium exchanger 5. Gene Ontology annotation, molecular function: monoatomic cation transmembrane transporter activity. The coding region runs from base 223 to 1866 and encodes 547 amino acids. The record is from RefSeq and is a predicted model, not a curated record. The transcript has 2 exons. Gene Ontology annotation, biological process: monoatomic cation transport; transmembrane transport. Lineage: Eukaryota; Viridiplantae; Streptophyta; Magnoliopsida; Solanales; Solanaceae. Gene Ontology annotation, cellular component: membrane.
ACUAACAUUAUUAUAAGAACAUCACUUAGUUUAGUUAAAAGUUAGUUUUAUUUUCAUCCCUAAAUGGAUCCAGUAGCAGUGAUCCCAUAGGCAGUGAAAUAAUACUCCAUUAUUAUUGUAUGCAAAUUACGAAAACGCGUUAAUACACUCAUCAAAGUUAUACGCAAAAAGCCAUUUCUUGAAAAAGCGCGAUCUUCAACUCCCAUCAUUUCUUGGAAUGGCAUGGCCUUCAAUUUCUCCUGCUUCAACACUGCUCUAAUAUCACUCUUCCUAAUCUUCACUAUCUUCUUCUUCUUCUUCAUCGUCCUUCCAAUUCCAAUUCACCAAUCUCCACUCAUUCCCCGCAGGUCCCUUGCAAUUCUUGAAGAAAAAUCCGAUCUUUCUGUUUGUUCGUUCAGUAAUUUCAUUGGCUCUAAUGGAAUCUUUAACUAUGUUUUCUUGCACUAUUGUCUCUUCCAAGAAAACCCAUUUUUCUCAGUACCCUUUUUGGCAUUCUGUGUGUUUUUACAGUUUUAUGUACUUAUCAAGGCUGCUCAAGAUUACUUCUCUGUUGUGGUUACUAAGCUUUCUAAGCAUCUUAAGCUGUCACCUUCUAUGGGUGCAGUGACCCUUUUGGCUUUAGGUAAUGGUGCGCCUGAUGUAUUUGCAUCUGUGGCUGCAGUUAGGGGAGGCCAAGCAAGGACUGGGUUUGGCGCAAUUCUUUCAGCAGGGACUUUUGUUUCUGCUUUUGUGGUUGGGUUUGUGGCGAUUUAUGCAGCGCCUUUUGCUGUUGAUCCUGCUCCAUUUGUGAGGGAUGUGAUGUUUUAUUUGACUGCUGCGUUGUUUCUUUUUUAUGUCUACUUAAGUGCUGAGAUUUUCAUCUGGCAAGCUAUUGGUUUUGUUGCGUUUUAUCUGUUCUUUGUUGGGUUUGUGUUUUGGAUGGACUUGGGGCUGGGUGGGGGGAAAGAGAAGGGGAGUAAGUUUGGAGGUGAGGUGAGUUUGGUUAGAAAUGAUGAAGUUCAUAUAGGGAUUGCUGAGUUGGAUUCUGAAAAAGGCAAAGUUAUGGGAACUGUAGAAGAUGGAAAGAGGCAUACUGCAGGUUCCUGGCAAGGUUUUGGAAAGGUCUCACUAAUCUGGUCACUUCCUGUCUCGAUGCUCCUUAGGCUCACUAUACCACAGACUGCACCAUCUGAAUGGAGUAGAUUCUAUGUAUCUGCCAAUAUUGCUCUUUGUCCCCUCCUACUUCUGUUUUCCUGCAAAUCUUUCGUGCCACUAAGUCAUCCAAUCUCUUUCCUACUCUCCGACACACAUUUGCCUCUUUGGUUCAUUGUACUUUGUGCUACUUGUUCAUUGGCUAUUGUUCAUUUCAUUGUUGAAAAGGAGGCCCCUAAAACUGAGCAAAUGCCUGCAGUUGUUAUAGCAUUUGUGAUGAGUGUAUUUUGGAUCUCCACAGUUGCUGGCGAACUCCUCAACUGUCUUGCAGUUCUAGGAGAGCUCCUGAAACUGCCUGCUGCCUUUCUUGGUUUAACGGUGCUUGCAUGGGGAAACUCGGUUGGUGAUCUUGUUGCAGACGUGGCUGUUGCAAAGGCUGGUCAGCCGGCCAUGGCCAUGGCUGGAUGUUUUGCUGGGCCGAUGUUCAACAUGCUUUUCGGGCUUGGAACUGCUUUGGUUAUGCAGACAGCAAAUGUAUAUCCAGAAGCUUAUGAGCUUCAUCUCCACGUGAGUAUCGUGGUUGCUUUUGUUUUCUUGCUAUUGAGCUUGAUGGGAUCUCUGCUGUUAGUCACUUGGAAUAGGUUCCGGGUGCCAAGAUUCUGGGGCUUCUGCCUGGUAGGACUCUAUGUUGUUUUCAUGGUAAUAAGCCUGGUCAUUGCUAAGUUCUCUGCCUGAGUUUUGGAGAGCGGAGUGCUGAAAAGUUGCAACAUACAAGACAUUGACCAAUAAAAGUUGAUUCAUCCAUCACUGGCCCGGAACCAUGUGGGAGCUGCUACACUUUUGAAGAAUAACUACAAUUGAAGAUGAAGCAGCUCUGCAGCUGGCAGUUAUUAUAACUGCGCCUUUACCACACAAAAUCUGGAAAAUGGUUGUGUUGAUAUACUUCAUUCUCAAACCAGUUAGAGAUCCUAUUGGUUUCCAUGCAAGAAUAUAAUAAUUCAUUUUUUUCAGUUCACUGUAGAGUAAAGUGAGCUGGAAAGCACAGUGCACACUAGUGGUAUAGAAUAUUUCUUGUCAACAAGAAGUUUCAUGUAAGACAGUUCUUCUUUCUUGUGAAAAUGAAUAGAAUUUUAGAAAAA